AUGGCUUUACAAAUUCUACCUCCACUCAUCUCUGCUUGUGGAAAAGUUGCUACAACAUUUAUUGUUGGUAGUGCUGGAAAAAAAAUAGUUGAUACAUUACAAAGUAACAACAAAGAAGACACACCACAACCAUCAGAAGAAUUCAAACAGAGGAGCAAUGGGUUGAAACAAGAGAAUGAAGUGUUAAAAAAUAAAAUCAAAGAAUUAGAAAAUGACAUAGUAACAAAAGAACGGGAGCAUUUACUUUCAUUAUUAAAAGGAAAAGAUGAAAUAAUCAAACUUACUGAACAUUAUAAAAAACAACAACAAGAAAUUGAAGAACAAAUGAAUAAUCGUUUAAUAGAAAAAGACAAUCAAAUUAUUUCAUUACAAAAUCAAUUGAAUCAACUUAAAGAUGAAUCAAUAACAAACUCAUCAAAUCAAGAAAUUUAUUUUAAAUGGGGACCAACUAUUGUUUGUGUAAUAGUAUUAGUUAUAAGUGUAUUGUUUCAUUUAACUAAAUAA
This is a messenger RNA of Entamoeba nuttalli P19, 504 nucleotides long. RefSeq lists its product as hypothetical. The transcript has a single exon. Bases 1 to 504 code for a protein of 167 amino acids. The record is from RefSeq and is a predicted model, not a curated record. NCBI's taxonomy places the organism in Eukaryota, Evosea, Mastigamoebida, Endamoebidae.